AUGGGUGGUAUAAUACGCACGGAUCCCGAUGGCAGCGGAGAGGUGGUCGCGCCUGGAGCGCUUACAAGACAACACAUCGAGACCAUCGUGGUAUUCGAAAGACUGGGUGCCGCCUUGUCGGUCACCGGCGUCCUCUUGAUUUUCAUCGCCUACGCUUUUCUUAAGCGACUCCGAUCCGUGCCGAAUACCUUCAUUCUAUUUGCAUCUUUCGCGAACCUCGGAGCUAGCAUUGCCUGCUUGAUGGGAUACUCAGGAGUUCUGGCAGGAUCUAACAGCCACCUAUGCCAGGCUCAGGCCUUCAUGUUUGAACUAUUUAUGCAAUCAGAUCCAUGGUGGUCUUUUGCCAUGGCAGUCAAUGUAUACAUGGUAUUCUUCUUCUCCGCGAACCCCAACAGUUUUCUUCGUUACUGGUGGGCCUAUUUCUUGGUUUGUUAUGGUAUCCCAUUCAUACCCUCCUUAUGGCUACUAGUGGUGCGCGGCGGCGAUGGGCAGAACGUAUACGGUAAUGCAACGAUUUGGUGUUGGAUAGAUAAGGACUGGUCCAACUUGCGAAUCUAUACUUAUUACCUCCCUAUAUGGGUCUGUAUCAUCCUCUCGACUUGCAUCUACGUUGCGGUUGGUUAUUAUGUGUUCAAACAACGUAAUCAACUCCGCAACCUAUCGCUGAGCAACCCUGCCCGCGAUGUGCCGACCGCGCGUGAUUCAGGAGAGAAGACUCUAUUCGGAAACGCAGCCAUUAUGGGUAGCAUCAACCGGGAAGUAGUACAAGUAACCACCGUCAACUCGUCAACCGCGCACCCCAUCUCCGGCCCCUCAUCCUCCAGCGCCACCGCCACCGCCGCGCCACCGCAGAACUGGUUCGACGGCCCUCCCGACAACCAAUCGUACUUCGACGGGCCCGCGACGCCCAUCUCGGCAGCAGCGGCGAACCCGUACCAGACGACGGUGACGCAGAUCAGCGCGGACCCGGCGCCGCGCACGGGCCUGCGGGCCCGCGCCCGCGAGAACUGGCGGCGCUGGCGCGCGCGCCUCGACCACAUGGACCAGGUGAAGCUGGCGUACCUGCGCACGUCGUUCGUGUUCGCGAUCAGCGUGUUCGUGACGUGGACGCCGAGCAGCAUCAACCGCGUGCACGACCUCGUCUACGCCGAGACCGCUAGCUUCGCGCUCAACCUGGCCAGCGCCGUCGUGCUGCCGCUCCAGGGCGUCUGGAACGCGGUUAUCUUCUUCUCGACGUCGUGGACGGCGUUGCGCGGCGAGGUGCGCGAUCGUAGGGAUGCGAGGCGCGGGAUCCCUAGGGGCUUGAGGGAUGCGAAUGCCGUCAGGGAUGAGCGCGAUCGCGAUCGCGCGCUGGAGUUGGAGAGGAGGCGGACGAAUAAGAUGGGGAAGGGACAUCAUGAUGAUGCGGGUAGUGAGAUUAGUACUGAGAGCACGAUUGCUGGGACUGUGGUCAGCGGGGGCGCGGUUAGGGUUAUGCGAGGCGGUUCGCUGACUAGUCUUUGA
Molecule: messenger RNA, 1503 nt
Organism: Annulohypoxylon truncatum
Lineage: Eukaryota; Fungi; Ascomycota; Sordariomycetes; Xylariales; Hypoxylaceae
Exons: 4
Coding region: 1-1503 (500 amino acids)
Biological process (GO): cell surface receptor signaling pathway; adenylate cyclase-activating G protein-coupled receptor signaling pathway
Cellular component (GO): plasma membrane
Molecular function (GO): G protein-coupled receptor activity
Source: RefSeq, a predicted model, not a curated record